Messenger RNA from Sorex araneus (European shrew), 5035 nucleotides. It is a transcript of the gene MUC6, whose product is annotated as mucin 6, oligomeric mucus/gel-forming. Lineage: Eukaryota; Metazoa; Chordata; Mammalia; Eulipotyphla; Soricidae. The record is from RefSeq and is a predicted model, not a curated record. Gene Ontology annotation, cellular component: extracellular matrix. The transcript is spliced from 32 exons. The coding region runs from base 1 to 4362 and encodes 1453 amino acids. Gene Ontology annotation, molecular function: protein binding.
AUGCUCGGGGCUCCAGUGCUGCUGCUGUGCUGCGGGGUGGCCCUGCUCCACGCAGAUCCCAGACCUGACGGCCUCACGAACCCGGGGGACGUCAGCGGUCGGAGCUCCCCUCCAGGCCGGGGCCGGUGUUCCACAUGGGGAUCCGGCCACUUCUCCACCUUCGACGGCCGUGCGUAUGACUUCUCGGGCACGUGCAACUACGUGUUCGCGGCUGCGUGUGAGGGCGCCGCAGCCCCCUUCAGCGUGCAGCUGCGGCGAGGGCCGGCCGGGAACAUCUCCCGGGUCAUCGUGGAGCUGGGCACCUCUGCCGUUACGGUGGACCGGGGGGUCGUCUCCGUCAAGGACGUGGGGGAGGUCACCCUGCCCUACGCCGGCAAUGGGCUACAGAUCACGCCCUUCGGCCAGAGCACGCGGCUGGUGGCCAAGCAGCUGGAGCUGGAGCUGGAGGUGGUGUGGGGCCCCGGCCCCCACCUCCUGGUCCUGGUGGAGGCGAAACACAGGGGCCAGAUGUGCGGGCUGUGCGGGAACUUCGACGGGGACGAGAACAACGAGUUCCUGAACGAGGACGGAAAGCCCCUGGAACCGCACAAGUUUGCCGCCCUGCAGAAGUUGGAUGACCCCCGGGAGAUCUGCGCCACGGAGCUGGCGCCCGGGCCCCGCGUCCUGCGGGCCGAGCACGCCCGCACCUGCCUGAAGCUGCUGAGCCUGGUGGCCCCGCGCUGCGGCCUGCCCCGGGAGCCCUUCCUGCGGAGCUGCCAGGCGGACCUGGCCGCGUGCGCCUGGCCCGGCCAGCCCAACUGCAGCUGCGCCACGCUGUCCGAGUUCUCGCGCCAGUGCAGCGCCGCCGGCCAGCCCGGGGGCCAGUGGCGCGUCCCAGGCCUCUGCGCUGUGGGCCGCUGCCCCGCCAACCAGGUGUACCGCGAGUGCGGGGACGCGUGCGCGCGCACCUGCUCCCACCCCCGCCACGGCUGCUCCAGCUCCUGCACCUUCGGCUGCUUCUGCCCCGAAGGGACGGUCCUGGAUGACCUCUCCGACAACCACACGUGUGUGCCGCUGGCCCGGUGCCCCUGCCAGCUGGGCGGGGUGCUCUACGCCCCGGGGGAGGUGUCCGUGGCGGCCUGUAAGAGCUGCCGCUGCGCCGCGGGCCGCUGGGAGUGCUCGGAGCGGCCCUGCUCUGGCCGCUGCUCCCUGGAGGGCGGCUCCUUCGUCACCACGUUCGACGCCAGGCCCUACCGCUUCCACGGCUCCUGCACCUACGUGCUUCUCCAGAGUCCUCAGCUUCCAGCCGGGGGCUCGCUGGCGGCCGUGUUCGACAAGUCGGGGUACUCACACUCCGAGACAUCCCUGGCGGCCAUCAUCUACAUGUCCAGCCAGGACAAGAUCGUCAUUUCGCAGGACGGGCUGGUCACCAACCAUGGGGACACCAAGUGGCUGCCAUACACUGCACGGAACAUCACCAUCUUCAGGCAGACCUCCACGCACCUGCAGAUGGCCACCACCUUCGGGCUGAGCCUCACUGUCCAGCUGUGGCCAGUUUUCCAGGCCCACAUCACUGUGGGGCCCCAGUUCCGAAGCCAGACCAGAGGGCUCUGCGGCACCUUCAACGGGGACACGUCAGACGACUUCACCACCAGUGCGGGCAUCGCCGAGGGCACAGCCGCGCUCUUCGUGGACUCGUGGCGGGCGGAGAACUGCCCGGCGGCGCUGGAGCGGGAGAUUGACCCCUGCUCCAUGAGCCACCUCAACAAGGUGUGCGCAGAGACGCACUGCUCGGAGCUGGUGAAGGCCGGGUCUGUGUUCGAGAAGUGCCACGUGGUAGUGGACCCCAAGCCCUUCUAUAAGAGGUGCGUUUACCAGGCAUGCAACUACGAGGAGACCUUCCCCCACAUCUGCGCGGCCCUGGGCGACUACGUCCACGCCUGCGCCUCUCAGGGCGUCCUGCUAGCAGGCUGGAGGAGCCACGUGGAAAACUGCACUGUCCCCUGCACGGGCAACCAGACCUUCAGCUACGACAGCCGGGCCUGCGGCCGCACUUGCCUGUCACUGUCAGACAGCGUGGCCGAGUGCCACCCCAGUGCAGUGCCUGUGGAUGGCUGCAACUGCCCGGAGGGCACCUACCUGAACCACAAGGCUGAGUGCGUGCGCAGGGCGCAGUGCCCCUGCCAGCUGGACAGCCACAAGCUCAUCCUGGCUGGCCAGUCCACUGUGGUCAACGGGGCCAUCUGCCACUGUGUCAAUGGGCGGCUGAGCUGUCCGGAGCGGCCGCUGACACUCCUGGCAUCCUGCUUGCCCCCCAAGACAUUCCAGACCUGCAGCCAGUCCUCCGAGAACAGAUUUGGGGCGGCCUGCGCACCCACAUGUCAGAUGUUGGCCACUGGCAUACCCUGCGUGCCCACCAAGUGCGAGCCUGGCUGUGCCUGUGCCGACGGCCUGUACGAGGACGCCGAUGGGCAGUGUGUGCCGCCCGAGGCGUGCCCCUGUGAGUUUGCAGGGACGUCCUACCCGCCCGGCGCCGAGCUCCACACCGACUGCCAGGCCUGCACCUGCUCGCGGGGAAAAUGGACCUGCCGGAAGAGUGCCCACUGUGCGUCCACCUGCACUCUUUACGGCGAGGGCCACGUGGUCACCUUCGACGGGCAGCGCUUUGUCUUCGAUGGCAACUGCGAAUACGUCCUGGCCACAGAUGACUGUGGCACCCAGGACUCCAGGCCGACCUUCAAGAUCCUGACAGAGAACGUGGUCUGUGGCAAGUCAGGCGUCACCUGCUCCCGGGCCGUCAGACUCCUCCUAGGGGGUCUGUCCAUCGUGCUGGCCAACAGGAACUACACGGUGAGUGGGCAGGACCCCCUGGUGAGCUUCCGCGUUUCGGCCGGCUCGCUGCACCUGGUGCUGGACGUCACCGUGGGCAGCAGGUACAACUUGACCCUUGUCUGGAACAAGCACAUGAGUGUCCUCAUCAAGGUGGCCCGGGCAGCCCAGGGCGCCCUCUGUGGCCUGUGUGGGAACGACAAUGGCAACAUGAAGGACGACCUGGAGACACGCAGCGGGUCUCUGGCACCCAGCGCGGAGGACUUUGUGAACUCGUGGAAGGAGAGCCCGCUGUGCGGGGACGCUGGGCCCGCGCUGGACCCCUGCAGCCUCAAUGCCUUCCGGCGCGCCUGGGCCGAGCGCCAGUGCAGCAUCAUCAACAGCCGGACCUUCGCUGCGUGCCACAGCCAGGUGUACCGCCUGCCCUACUACGAGGCCUGCGUGCACGACGCCUGCGGGUGCGACACGGGCGGGGAUUGCGAGUGCCUCUGUGACGCUGUGGCCGCCUACGCCCAAGCCUGCCUGGACAAGGGCGUGUGUGUGGACUGGAGGGCUCCUGACUUUUGCCCCGUCUACUGCGACUUCUACAACAGCCACACACCAGUGGGCAACAACUACCACUAUACGCAGGAAGCCAACUGCACCUGGCACUACCAGCCUUGUCUCUGCCCAGGGAAGCUGUCCAGCGUGCCAGGCACCAACAUGGAAGGCUGCUACAACUGCUCCCAGGAUGAAUACUUCGACCACCAGGAGGGGAUGUGUGUGCCAUGCGGUGAGCCUGCCCUGAUGCCCACAUGUCCCACAUCCACUAGAACCCCCAUGUACUGGCCACCCCCGUGCUCCCAGCACCUCUGCCUGCAUCCAUCUUCCCUGUCACAGGGUCUGACAUCAACCUUCGCAGGGCUCCUCACCCACGCCUGCAGGCCCAUCCCAGACAUCCAGUCGUCCGACCACAGCCGCAGCCUCAGCCCCCUUGUCCACACAGGCCGGGCUAGCCUCCACCGUCUCCACAGCAGAGAUGCCUCGAACUACAGCCUCCUACACCACACGGGCCACCUCAGCCCAGACUCUGGUGGCUACAUCUGUGUCAAUAGCCACAAGGCCCACGGUGACAAAAGCCACGACACGGUCCAUCACGCCAGCUCUGAGCAAAUCCACACAAUCCACAGCUCGGUCCACAGUGCGGACCUCAGUAUCACCGCCAGCCCCAACCAGGACAGAGACAUCAACAGACAUUCUGAGACCAGUGAACCAGACAAGCCGAUGCCCACAGAGGUCUGCAGCGUGAACAAGGUGCAGGAGGAGAUCACGUACCAGGGCUGCACCGCCAACGUGACGAUCACCCGCUGCACGGGAGUCUGCACCUCCUUAUCCAGCUACAAUCUGGACACCAGGCAAGUAGACACGCGCUGCAGCUGCUGCCACCCUGUGGGCGUCUACGAGCAGCAGGUGGAGCUGCCUUGCCCAGACCCCCAGGCACACGGCCGGCCACUCGUGGUGCUGCUGCAGAUGUUCACCAGAUGUGCAUGUGGCGCCCAGCCUUGCACCAACUAGACCACUGCCCCAUCUGCUGGGCCUGGCACCCUCAGGGAAGCCUGCCAGUGCCUGACCGGCCCCUGCCCCAACCCCUGAGGCAGUCUCCUGGGGAGGGAAGUUGGGGGACUCGAGCAGCCAGGACGUGCCCCCAGAGGUGCCCGGUGCAGGUGACAAAUAAAUGAGCCAAAGCACAGGUGCCUCGAGUGCCAUUGCCACGUUCUACAGACCUUUCGGGACCCUCCCAGUGGGACUGUGGGGUGAACUUGUCCUUAGCCUGCGCCACAGAGCGGCCGUGCAGGUCUAGCCCCAGGGCCCCUGCCCCGGACACUGUCCUCACCCCCAGACACUUGUCACGUGGGUGGCCUGGGAGGGUCAGGGCUGCUGGGCGCUACCAGCAUAGUCCAGAUUCAUGGGACUACAAGCGCGGAAGGGCGUAAACCACAUGGUGGGGGCCACCGAGGCUGCAGGCCUGUAGGCAGGACCCAGCAGCCCACCCGGGGUGGAACCCAUGACCCCCCUCCAGCAGACCCCAGGGUUCCCAUGGAGUGUCCCCAAGGAGCUCUGCCACCACAGGGAGUCCAGAGAACAACAGUUAGGUUUCUCAGGCAAAGUGUGUGCCGAGCAGGGCCGUCUGGACCGGGCCGCCUGGCAGAGAGCUGCAGAGCAUAAAGGCCCAACCGGUGGGCAGGUG